This is a messenger RNA of Nicotiana tabacum (common tobacco), 4098 nucleotides long. NCBI's taxonomy places the organism in Eukaryota, Viridiplantae, Streptophyta, Magnoliopsida, Solanales, Solanaceae. The record is from RefSeq and is a predicted model, not a curated record.
UCCACGAUACCCUCGUCUCCCUCCCAAUUUUCCCUUCAUGUUUCGAAUUUCGCAACAAUCUUGGAGCCAAAGCUUCCAAUUCUUUGAGGAGAAUUUAAUAUAUUCUUUUUAAUUUACUGUUUUUAAUUUUUUAUAGGGAAAAAGAACAAAAAUAUACCUUAGUUUUGCUACUUCACAGACAUAUAUCCCUUCUGAACAUAUAUAUCUCCAAUUUCAUCGGUACAUCUACGAAAUUUUGUUUUCCGUAACUCACAAAUUUCAGAUACAUCCGAUUCUCAUCAAUUCAGAAGCUUCAAAUUUCGAUUUUAACUUGAUUUUGUUGAAACAUUUCGUUUGUUUUCUUCAAUUUCACCGAUUAUAGAAUUCUUCCUAUUUUUUGUCCUUACGUGGUCUCGCUCUUUGGGAUAAGUAAAUUUGGAAAGUUGUCGAUGUUGUUUCGAUUGUGUUUCUGUAACUGAUUGAUUCGUUGAAGUGGUGAGUUUUUGGAGCAAUUGACGUGAGUCUCGGGUUUUGAAUUGGAUUUGAGAUUCGCAGAAUUGGGGAUUUGAGUUCGAAGGAUUUGUUGUUUCGAUUUGAAAAUUAGGGUUUUGGUUUUGGGAUGGUUGAGGAUUUUCCUAACGUACAACUUCGCGUGCGAGGAGUACAUCCCCACGUAACCGAAUUUUGAUGAGGAGAAAGAUGUUUGUGAAACGGACGGUGAAAGUGGAAAUGCCGAAACUCAAGCGGUGCAAAACCGAGGAGGAUGAGAAAUUGAAAACUGAAGAGCUGUUCACAGUGCCUAUAAAGGAAUUAGAAGAUUACCGCACUAGUUUGGUGGAUUCGUUUUGUAGAGAAGCUUUGAGUUACGCGGGUGAAGUGGAAUCAAGCUUCGCUUUAGCUGGAGCUUCGAGAAGCUUGGAAAAAGCUUUUGAGGUUCAUAACCAUAAUAAGCCUCCACUUUUGAAGUCUUCUCGUGGCCGCAUUCAAGUGCUUCCUUCAAAGUUCAAUGACUCUGUUUUGCCUUCGUGGAAGAAAGAACAAAACCCAGAAGAACAAGAGCUGUUGUGCUUGAGUGAGAAAGAUGAAGGAGCAGUUCUGCCUCACAAGAAAAGGUUCAAGUCUGAAGGGUAUAAUCAACGAAUGCAGCAUUUGCCUAGUUCUGUAAAAUUUGAGGAUAGACAAUUUGGUUAUAUGCAGAGUAAAGAUUGUUCUAGAAGUUCUGUGACGUCAGUAGGUGAAGUUGGUGGUUCUUCAGCUCUGGUGGAGAGUGGUGGGUGUGAAUCACGGGGGAAGAGGGGCUUUGCAAGGGAGGAUAGUAAUUAUAUGAAGGAGAAGGUUGGAAAGAAGAAGGAUUUCUUUGAGCCGGGAGAUUUUGUUUUGGGAGACAUAGUGUGGGCAAAAUGUGGAAAGAAUUACCCUGCUUGGCCUGCUGUGGUGAUUGACCCGUUAUGGCAAGCACCUGAGGCUGUUCUAAGGGCUUGUGUUCCAGGCACACUCUGUGUGAUGUUUUAUGGCUACUCCAAAAGUGGGCUAAGGGAUUAUGGGUGGGUCAAAGCUGGAAUGAUCUUUCCUUUCCAAGAGUAUGUGGACAGAUUUCAGGGGCAGACUAAGUUGUAUGGCAGCAGACCAAGUGAUUUUCACAUGGCAAUAGAAGAGGCAAUUCUAGCUGAACAUGGUUACUCUGAUAAACGCCCUGAGAUGGAACAGGAGACAUCUCCAGCAACUAAUGACAGUGGAAUUGAAGAGGCCACUGGAUCGAAUCAGGAGCUGGACUUAUGUUUCUCUGACCAGCAGGAUGGAUAUGAUAAGAGGAAAGACACUCGACGAUGCGACAGCUGUUAUUUGAUUUUUCCAUUCCGAACCAUGAAGAAAGUUAAAGAUACAAUGUCCAAGGCCCAGUUUUUUUGUGGGCAUUGUGUUAAGUUGAGGAAAUCAAAGCAAUAUUGUGGCAUAUGCAAGAAUAUUUGGCAUCAUUCAGAUGGUGGGGACUGGGUGUGUUGCGAUGGUUGUGAUGUUUGGGUGCAUGUGGAGUGUGCAGAUAUUUCCAGCAAUGUUUUAAAGAAUCUACAGAACACUGAUUACUUUUGCCCUGAGUGCAAAGCAAAUUCUAACAAAAAAGCGUCGGUCUCAGAGCAGCGGGGGGCAAAAGCGAGUAUUUCAAACAGAUUAAAAGAGAGCAAUGGAAGUUUGAUGCCUGACAAGAUUACUGUCGUAUGCACUGGCGUCGAAGGGAUUUAUUAUCCUGAUCUACACUUAGUUCAAUGCAAGUGUGGUUCUUGUGGAACAAGGAAGCUAACACUUAGUGAGUGGGAGAGACAUACUGGUUGCCGAGCAAAGAAAUGGAAGUGCAGCGUGAAAGUGAAGGGCUCAAUGAUAACACUGGAUCAAUUGCUUUCAGAUCAUAAUGCUUAUAACUUUACCUAUCAGAAGUUUACCUAUCAGAAGUUAGAUCACCAGCAGCUGUUUGCAUUUUUAAGAGAGAAGUAUGAACCUGUUCAUGCAAAGUGGACUACAGAGAGAUGUGCUAUUUGUAGAUGGGUUGAGGAUUGGGACUAUAAUAAAAUAAUCAUAUGCAAUAGGUGUCAAAUAGCCGUACAUCAGGAAUGCUAUGGAGUUAGCAAUCUUCAGGAUUUUGCUUCAUGGGUCUGCCGAGCAUGUGAGACCCCUGAAAUUGAAAGAGAAUGUUGUCUUUGUCCAGUCAAAGGUGGUGCGCUAAAGCCAACUGAUAUUGACUCCCUGUGGGUUCACGUCACAUGUGCAUGGUUUCGGCCAGAAGUUGCUUUCCAUAAUGCUGAUAAAAUGGAGCCUGCCGUUGGGCUUCUUAGAAUUCCUCCGAACACUUUUUUGAAGGCAUGUGUGAUCUGCAAACAAGUUCAUGGAUCAUGCACUCAAUGCUGCAAAUGUGCCACCAAUUUUCAUGCUAUGUGUGCUUUGAGGGCUGGAUAUCAUAUGGAAUUGAACUGCUCAGAGAAGAACGGUGUACAGAUAACAAGAUGGUUAUCAUAUUGCGCGUUUCACAGGGCCCCAGAUACAGAUAAUGUCUUGGUCAUGCGGACUCCGUUUGGAGUGUUUUCUACAAAAAGUUUGGUUGAAAGACAAAGCCAAGAACAUAGUUUGAGAGGUAGAAGGCUCAUCUCAUCUAAGGCUCUUGAAUUCCCUGAGGCAUCUGAUGCUGGGACCAGUAGCUUUGAGCCAUUCUCUGCUGCAAGGUGUCGUAUCUUUCAGAGAUCUAGCAAUAAGAGGGCUGGACAAGUGGCACUAUUCCAUCGACUGAUGGGGCCAAGGCAUCAUUCUUUAGAAGCAAUAGAUUGCUUAAACUCACAAGAAUUGGCUGGAGAUGUGAAGGCUUUUUCAACACUCAAAGAACGGCUGAUCCAUCUACAGACGACAGAAAGCCGUAGAGUUUGUUUCGGUAAAUCUGGAAUACAUGGAUGGGGCCUCUUUGCACGGCGAAGCAUUCAAGAAGGAGAAAUGGUCCUUGAGUAUCGUGGGGAACAGGUGAGGCGUAGUGUUGCUGAUCUAAGGGAGGCACGAUAUCGGCUGGAGGGAAAAGAUUGUUAUCUGUUUAAAGUAAGCGAGGAAGUGGUAAUUGAUGCCACAAAUAAAGGGAAUAUUGGACGUUUAAUCAAUCAUUCGUGCAUGCCCAAUUGCUAUGCGAGGAUCAUGAGUCUGGGUGAAGAGGAGAGCCGGAUAGUUCUUAUAGCCAAAAGCAAUGUCUCAGCUGGUGAUGAGUUGACGUAUGAUUAUUUGUUUGAUCCUGAUGAGCAUGAUGAUCUUAAAGUGCCCUGCCUAUGUGGAGCUCCGAAUUGCCGGAAGUUUAUGAACUAGUGUAGCUGAUGUACAGGAUUUAUUCGUACAGUGACGUGCUGACAUGAAUACAACAAAUCUUUUUUUUUUUUAACAGCCAAGAGUUUUGUCAUUCUUACUCCAAUUGAAUUAAUUUUAAGUUGUAAAUUAGAUGUAUACACCAGCUAUUUAGCUGGCAUUUUACACUCUUCAUAUCGUGAAAGCUUCUUUCUUCUCACAAAAGGAAAAAGGAAAAAAUUGUUGAAUAACUGUUAUGCUAUUUGAUUUAUUUGGCAGAAGAGGGCUAAUUGCAUUGUGAGUUUUGAAUCUUCA